Ostrinia furnacalis (Asian corn borer) is the source of this 736-nucleotide messenger RNA. Its product is annotated as nuclear transcription factor Y subunit gamma-like. Lineage: Eukaryota; Metazoa; Arthropoda; Insecta; Lepidoptera; Crambidae. The transcript is spliced from 2 exons. The record is from RefSeq and is a predicted model, not a curated record. The coding region runs from base 70 to 651 and encodes 193 amino acids.
AAAAUUGAGACCUGUUUGUCCCAAUUAUUAACAGAAAUUUCGAUCUCACACGGACACAAAAGCCGAGAGAUGAUCGGGAGAACCGCGGCAAUGGAGGAACUUGCCCUCCACCAUUUUCAAAUGGGCCUAUUGCCCCGGUUGUCCACAUUCGUUAGGUGCAAAUCGCCUCGAUCCCUAAACGAAGCGAUCAACAUUGCUAUAUCCGAAGAAAGAAUCCAACAGGCGCUAUCCAGGCCAAAUCCAAAUCAAUUUAACCGUAACCGCAACCAAAGCUUUUCUAACCAAUCGAAUCAAAGAUCAAAUUUCGGCCCUAGCCGGCCUAACAACAAUUCUAAUUCCAACAACAAUUCCAAUCCCAACAACAAUUCCAAUUCCAACAACAAUUCCAAUUCCAACAAUUAUUCCAAUUCCAACAACAAUUCUUCCCGUCCGUUCUGCAGAUAUUGUAAAAACGCAGGACACACCCUGGAGCAAUGUCGCAAAAGGGAAUUUAAUAAUAACCGUUUCCGCAACUUUGAUCGAAACCAGCCCGGACCAUCCCAUCGAGUUCACUUCGUGUCCGAUGAAUCAUCGGAACCCAUCGAUGACGAAUAUCCGGCCGAAUCAACCGACGGGUAUGAUACCGUCGACAAUCACUCAAAAAACGAGUAACCGUCUCGUCCCGGUGUCGUGCGGGACCUCACAAUUGUGAAAUCGACACCCAAAAAUGUACUAAAUCCUCUGUAUCCGUGCAGCA